AUGAAAAAGAUUCAACUGAUGGAAGACCUUUGUGAUCUUACCGUCGACACGGUCUUCCUCGGCAGCAGACCCACACAGAACUACGUUUCUCACUACCGAAGAGCUGUGUGGGGCACUAAGAGGAACAACAAAGGGGUUCCAGGCGACGCCAACAAUGCCGGAUCCCAGUUUCAUCGCGAGCUGAUUCAAAAGGUCAGAGUUGGACAACUCAAGACGGUCUUCCGAUACCUAAUUGACAACGACUACGUCGUGCACCCCGAAUACGCGGCGAUGGUCUUCGGAGAACGUCCUGAUCUCGCACGUACCGAACCAGUGCGAUCAAGGAUCAGAGGCAUGGUAGCUAAAUCGGAUGUAUUUGACAUGAUGGACAAGUCCAAAGAGCUCGUGCUACCAGAGUUCCGAGGCCGUCUUCCGACUGCUAGGCUCGACAUGUUCAAAGUUUUCACUACUUUCGUUGCAGUACUGGAGAAGUUCAGCAUCAUCGUUCAGGGACAGCAUAACGGCGGUGGCGUCGAAUUUCACAUGGUUACCGACAAUCACAUUGUGAAGGGAUCUGUGGUUGAUCUCGUGCUUGGGUUCAUCGUACAGCUUUCCGGGGACAAACAGAAGGAGAAAAUGCUUCAGGAUGUCUCGCUUCUCACGGCUGCGGCAUGGGCAUUCUUUAUAGAGGUGGAUCAGGGCGCCAAGCUGGAGCACUAUUUGUGGAACAUCUGA
Molecule: messenger RNA, 714 nt
Organism: Colletotrichum aenigma
Lineage: Eukaryota; Fungi; Ascomycota; Sordariomycetes; Glomerellales; Glomerellaceae
Exons: 1
Coding region: 1-714 (237 amino acids)
Source: RefSeq, a predicted model, not a curated record